AAAUGGAAUCUGGAUUUCAAGAGAGACGGUCGCGUGCGGGUGCUGAGAUAGAAAAAAACAAUUAAAAUUACAAUUAAAAAAAAAACAAAAACAACAAACUAAUAAAUAAAUAAAUAAGUAAAUAAAUAAAUAGAUAGAAAGAAGUCCUCUGCUGAGAGAAUAAGCUGUAAAUUCACAACAUCGACGGCUUUAUUGAAGAAUGCCGAAGUCCAAAGAGAUCGUUACCAGCAGCUCUGGAAGCAGCAGCAGUUCAGACAGUGAAGAAAACGAGAAGUGCUCUCCUCUUGCUCCGCAGGUGCAGGAGGAGGAAGAGGAAGAGGAGGAGAGGAAGAGGAAGGCGCCGGCGGCUCAGCCGCCGGCUGUGAAGAAGAGGAAGAGCGGGGAGAGCAGCUCGCGGUCGAACCCUGCCCCCCCGAGACAAGGGAAGGAGGAGGACAUGUUCCAGAUCGGUAAGCUGAGAUACGUGCGGGUGUCCAGGUUCAGGGCGAAAGUCCUGAUUGAUCUCCGGGAGUUCUACUCGGAUAACGAAGGGAACACCAAGCCAGGGAGGAAAGGCAUCGCGUUGAACCUGGAGCAGUGGACCCAACUCAAAACGCUGGUCCCCGAGAUCGACGCUGCCAUAUUCAAAUAUUAAAGCAAUGUGUUUGUUUUGCGUUUAAAUUUUUUUAUUUUUUUUGUUAAGCUCCCACACGAGCAGGUUUUUUUGUUUUUUUUGUUUUUUUUGUUUCCUCUCCAGGUGUUACAUACCCUCCACGAUCACUGAUGCGUGCAAAGCAAGUCCUUUAUGAACCCUUCUGUAAAUAGGGAAGUGUGAUGCUCAGGUUCUCUGUGUUACUCAAAUAAAGAAGUGAAACCCC
This is a messenger RNA of Acipenser ruthenus (sterlet), 857 nucleotides long. Its product is annotated as activated RNA polymerase II transcriptional coactivator p15-like. The record is from RefSeq and is a predicted model, not a curated record. Lineage: Eukaryota; Metazoa; Chordata; Actinopteri; Acipenseriformes; Acipenseridae. The transcript is spliced from 5 exons. Bases 200 to 634 code for a protein of 144 amino acids. Gene Ontology annotation, molecular function: transcription coactivator activity; DNA binding. Gene Ontology annotation, biological process: positive regulation of transcription initiation by RNA polymerase II. Gene Ontology annotation, cellular component: transcription regulator complex; nucleus.